Stegostoma tigrinum is the source of this 1362-nucleotide messenger RNA. Its product is annotated as putative coiled-coil domain-containing protein 195. Lineage: Eukaryota; Metazoa; Chordata; Chondrichthyes; Orectolobiformes; Stegostomatidae. The record is from RefSeq and is a predicted model, not a curated record. The transcript has 3 exons. Bases 340 to 978 code for a protein of 212 amino acids.
AACUGUUACACGUUUUAAAUAACUCAUUAAAAUCAACAAUCUUGAGUAUUGUUUUACACAAGUCAUUUGGUUAAACUUACAAACCAGUGUUAGACCGAAAAUUGAAACCAUCUGAACUGACAUAUCAAUUAUUUAAAAGAUCUUGUGUCUAGUCACCUGAACCUAUUGAUCAUUAAGUGAUAAAUGCGACCUUUCUGCUUAUGGUGCUUGAUCCAUUAAAAGGACGGACUAGAAUUGAACGUUGUAAAUUUGUCUCCGUGUGAACAAUUGUCCGCAGCGUCCACGGAAAUCCAACUGUGGUCCGUUCAUUCAAUUGCGGUUCUGUGAGAUUUCAGCACCAUGGAAAGUAACAAGCGCCUCAUGCAGAUCAUCAAAGACAUGCGUUCUGACAUGAAGAAGCUGGAGUCAGAAAACAAAGCCCUACGGGUGAAGUUAGGUCAGUCUGGGAGAAGAGCAGAAAUAUUGGAAAACACAACCAUUACCGCUCUCCAAAAGCAGCUAAAAACCGAAGAUGCAUUAACGCACGUUAACCUGCGCAGGAAUAUCUCCGCCCCUGCACUGGAAGAAGAAACGAGAGAUAAUGCCAUGACAGUGAGACGUUACUCCAUAUCAUCAUUACAUGCCUUCAGUGUGGGUAAUAAUAAACAUCAGAAAUCUCCCGGUCAAAAUCCAACCUCUCACACAAGCGAACAAGAGAAUCCAGGAGCAGUGGCAUCGACUCAGCCUUGCGCAAUAAUGAAAUUCACCAAAAGCCAGAGAACGCUCGCUCAAUUACCAGACACUAAGACUUCAGAAGAAAACUGUUCACAAAAAGCAACCUUCCAAGAAUACGUCCAUAAAUGCAAAUUUAAAAUGAAGUCUGUAACAUUUCUUUUGCCUAUGGAUGUUGCAUCCCAUUCUGAAAGUCAAGGUUCUUCCCAUCAACCAGAGAAUCAGAAAUGCAAUCAACUAUCUCCUAUUCUGGAAAAUGAUUUCUAAGUGUUUUGCUUUAUACUUUAAGACAGAGUUUCCAUGAUCCACAUAUUGCAGUCAUAAUGAUGGGAAAAUUGACAUCAUUCACUGUUGUUAAUCUAUGAAACUGAUAAUUGGAGCAAGUGCACGGACAGCGAAUUGCAGAAAUCCAGAAGUUAUUAAUCAUACACUAAUCUUCCACUGGGUGCUUGUUCAAAUCUUCACAUUAAAAUCAUUGAGAUGACAUUGAUUUGAUGUGAGCUUCCACUUUUUAUAUUAUUAGUCCCCAUGGAAAAACACUGAAAAAGUUAAUAUUUGUGAAAUAAAGUACAGCUGGGGUGACAUGUUAAGUUAUAAUUACUUCUGAACAACUUAUCUGGCCCUGAAAAACAACUUUAUAUUUGUGGAAUG